Molecule: messenger RNA, 983 nt
Organism: Chionomys nivalis (European snow vole)
Lineage: Eukaryota; Metazoa; Chordata; Mammalia; Rodentia; Cricetidae
Gene: Lsm6
Product: LSM6 homolog, U6 small nuclear RNA and mRNA degradation associated
Exons: 5
Coding region: 254-496 (80 amino acids)
Biological process (GO): mRNA splicing, via spliceosome; maturation of SSU-rRNA
Cellular component (GO): sno(s)RNA-containing ribonucleoprotein complex; nucleolus; U4/U6 x U5 tri-snRNP complex
Molecular function (GO): RNA binding
Source: RefSeq, a predicted model, not a curated record
CCGGUGCUCUCCUCCACGGUGCGCGCUGGAAAACCCUAACUGCGACGAGCUAAGGAAAUGAUCCUUGCUGAACGCCACCUUCUCUCUUGUGUGUGCCUGUUUCUGUUUCAGCUAAGACCACCAUUUAUUUUAAAUCAGUUAUCGAUGAGCCUGGGGCCAUGAGAGGUGACCUGGUGAUAGUUACCAGCUGCACAGCUGAUUUAGUAGCAGAAGAGAUUAGAACUCAGUUCCUGGCCUCCCAAGAUUGUUAAGAAUGAGUCUGCGGAAGCAAACCCCUAGUGACUUCUUAAAGCAGAUCAUCGGACGGCCAGUUGUGGUGAAGCUCAAUUCUGGGGUGGAUUAUCGAGGGGUCCUGGCCUGCCUGGAUGGCUACAUGAAUAUAGCACUGGAGCAGACGGAAGAGUAUGUAAAUGGGCAGCUGAAGAAUAAGUAUGGGGAUGCAUUCAUCCGCGGAAACAAUGUGCUGUAUAUAAGUACACAGAAGCGGAGGAUGUGAAGACACCAGGAGCAGCUCUCUUCACACUUGGAUGUACUUUAUUACGAAGAGCUUGUUUUUUUGUUCUCUUACAACCCUAGUUGCUGCCUGUUUUCAUAGUGGUUGGUGUGUUUUGUUUUGUUUUUUUAAUUGACAUUUAAAUAAGUUGGAAGUGUUACAUUACAAAUCAAGUCUUAAACAUUUCAUGUUCACAUUUAUUCCUGUCUGUACAGAAUAUUAAAAUUUAAAAAAAAAAGCAAAAAUACUAAUACAUCUCUCCUGGAUUAUUUUACCGGAAAUUAUAAAAGUGAACAGAAACUAUAGUUUAUAUUGGAAAGAUAGAUGAAAAUAUACUUUUAGUGUGUCUGCAUGCAUGUAAACAAAUCACAUGUGUGCCUGGUACUUGAGGCCAGACAUUAUUUUACCCGAUUCCAGCAGUGUCAUUUCAUUGAACAAUCUAGUGGUGGUAUCUCCACAAAGAUUGCACAUCUCUUGAUUUGGAAAUUAA